Messenger RNA from Manihot esculenta (cassava), 1216 nucleotides. RefSeq names its product putative RNA-binding protein YlmH. NCBI's taxonomy places the organism in Eukaryota, Viridiplantae, Streptophyta, Magnoliopsida, Malpighiales, Euphorbiaceae. Gene Ontology annotation, molecular function: RNA binding. Bases 64 to 1056 code for a protein of 330 amino acids. The record is from RefSeq and is a predicted model, not a curated record. The transcript has 10 exons.
UUUUAAACAAAUUAGAGAAUCAAACGAAUCUCCUUAUGGUCACUCUGCGCCACUAGCUCCUUUAUGUGCGCGACAGGGCGUGUACUGGCAAUGGCUGCCACCGGCUCCGCAACGACUACCUGGCUUCUAAGAGGAGCAUUUCAAGCUUUAGCACUAUCUCAUCCUCUUUGCAAAAUCACUAACUUCUCUUUCUAUGGAACCCCUCGCUCUCUUCCUCUCAUCACUCCAAUGAGAAACUCAGUCUUGAGGAUAUGUCACUUGGCACAAGCUACAAAGAGUGAAGUUAAUGAUUUACUCAAGUGUGGAGACAGAAGUGUCAAUGAAGAAGUCAAGUUUAUUGUCGACAUGGCUAGAAGGGCUUCAUUAAGAAGAGAUGUUCUCCAUACAGAUUUUCUCACCCCACCAACAUUGAAGGAUUCAAUGCUUGUAUUGGAAAAACUAGCUGAUAUUAAAGCAGUUGCUCAAGGAGGGUACCCACAGGCUGAACGAUGCCGGCUUUCUGUAGGACAUCCAGAAGCACUGACAAAUGAUCCAGAUAUAGUUGCAGCAUUGAGUAUCACAGGGAACUUUUCAUUUCAAUCCUGUUCUCAUGGUGACUUCCUUGGCGCAAUUCUAAGUACAGGAAUCUCCCGGGAAAAGGUUGGGGAUAUUAUCUUGCAGGAAGAUAAAGGGGCUCAAAUCCUACUUGUUCCAGAACUUGUCGAUUUUAUCAUGUCGUCACUGGACAAGGUUGGUAAUGUUUCAGUUUCUUGUGCAAGAAUACCAUUGCUUGCUCUUGAAUAUGAACCACCAAGGACCAAAACAUUUAAAACAGUUGAAUCAUCACUCAGGGUUGAUGCCCUAGCUAGUGCAGGAUUCAAGAUUUCACGGUCAAAACUGGUUGAUUUGAUUAGUAACAGGGAUGUGCGUGUGAAUUGGGUCACCAUCACAAAAAAUAAUACUGCACUGAAAACUGGAGAUAUUGUUUCAGUUAGUGGAAAAGGAAGACUACAGAUUGGAGAAAUAAAUUCUACAAAGAAAGGAAAGUUUGCUGUUGAGCUCAUUCGUUAUCUGUAAGCACCAGCAUGUGUUAUCAACAGAAGAUCAUUGAUAAUAAUCUGAUUCACUAGUCACAGAUGUAGUGCUAGCUUAUAUUAGCCUUUUGACAACGUAAAUUUUGUUUUUAUUUUGUAAAAAAUAAAUAAAUAAAUUUUUAUAAAAUUAUAUAUUUUAUCUA